GCGGCCGCGGCCCCUCCGACGGGCGCCUGCGCGCGCAGGGCCGGCCCUUUCUAUCUGUUCCUCCUCCUCGGCCCCCUCCCCUCUUUCCUCCUCCACCACCGCCUGCCUCCCUCCCUCCCAUGUCCUCACUGCAGUCCCUUCGCCAGCGGGGGAGCUGAUCCCUGGCUUCCUGGUGGUGGGGAGGGGGAGGGAGGCUGGCAGGCGGCUAGCCCGCCGGAGGCUGCGAGACCAUAGACACCUGCACCGCCUGGUCACGUCGCCCCCCUCCCCUUUCCCAGCCCUUUCCCUCACCCCACGCCUUCUCCCCUCGCUCCUACUCCGGUACCCCUCCCCUUUCCUUUUCCCCAGUGACUUCUCCCCGCCCCACUCGAACAGUGGCCCGGCCGGCUGUGACGUUGCUAAGCCCCGCCUCCUCCCGCCCCCCCGUAUAAAUACGGGCUCUUCGGGCGCUGCCUUCCCACACUCGCUUGCUCUUCGUCCCGGCUAGCAUCCCCCAUCUUUUUGCGUCGUCGCCUUUUUCUUCUUCCUUUUCUUAUUCUCUCCUUUUCUCGCUCUGUUGCUCUUCUCUUUAAGGAACCUGCCUAUCAUCCUAAAUCCCUACCCGCCCCCACCUCGUUUUGGGAGUUUUUUAAAUUAGCGUUUAUUUAUUUUUUUUCUCCUCGGCCGCCGUCGCCACUGCUGCAUAGCUGGUGUCGGUGCCGCGCUUUUCCCCCCCACGUCCUCCCCGCAGCCUAUGGCCCAGGCCGCCUCGGGUAUUUCUGCUUUAGGUAACCACAUCCCUCUUUAAAAAUUCCGCCUAAAAAGAGAAGACGCUUUACCCGACUCUUUGGGCCGUUAUCUCACGGCGAACUUUCUGACCAGGUAUACAACUAUCCAGAGGGCCUAGGAGAAGUGCUUUAUAGAGAGCAGUUCGACUUCAACGCUGAGCCACCUUGGGAACCUAGCUGAUGAUAGGAGGGUUCCAUCUCCUAACUUGUCCAUGGAGGUCUCCACUUCAGAAAUCCAAGACCCAUAUUCAUCCAGCUUGGUGUCAAGUGGGCUGUUGCUGCCAGAAUUAUCUUGUGAUUAUUUGAGAGAUGUAUCAGUUUCUUCUGAAGUACAAUCAACUGUAGAAGCCUUUGUAGCAGGUGUGUAACAAGUUUGUUGCAUAUUCUAAGGACCCAAACGUAAGGCUUGGUGGCCCAUCUCCUUGUUUUUCCUGGUUUAUGACUUUCGGCUUUGUGGAAUACGGCUGAGAUGAAAGGAUUUAUUGAAGAUGCAAACUACUCUGUUGGCUUGUUGGAUGAAGGAACACAUCUUGAAAAUGUUAUUGAUAACUAUGUCUAUGAACAUACCCUAACAGGAAAAAAUGCAUUUUUUGUUGGAGAUCUUGGAACAAUUGUGAAGAAACACAGUCAGUGGCAGAAUGUUGUGGCUCAAAUAAAGCCAUUCUACACAGUAAAAUGCAAUUCGGCUCCAGCUGUUUUAGAGAUUUUAGCAGCUCUUGGAACUGGAUUUGCAUGUUCCAGCAAAAAUGAAAUGGCAUUGGUGCAAGAAUUGGGUGUUUCUCCUGAAAACAUCAUUGAUAUAAGUCCGUGUAAGCAAUCUUCUCAGAUAAAGUAUGCAGCAAAAACUGGGGUUAACAUCAUGUCAUGUGACAAUGAAAUUGAAUUGAAGAAAAUUGCACGCAAUCAUCCAAAUGCGAAGCUCUUACUACACAUCGCAACAGAAGAUAUUAGUGGAGAUGAAGAGAGUAACAUGAAGUUUGGCACCACACUGAAGAAUUGUAGGCACCUCUUGGAAUGUGCUAAGGAACUUGACGUCCAAAUUGUUGGUGUUAAGUUUCAUGUUUCAAGCUCUUGCAAAGAACCUCAAGUGUAUAUCCAUGCUUUAUCUGAUGCUCGAUGUGUGUUUGACAUGGCUGGAGAAUUUGGCUUUAAGAUGACCAUAUUGGACAUUGGCGGAGGCUUCACGGGUAGUGAAUUUCAGUUACAAGAGGUUAAUCAUGUCAUCAGCCCAUUGUUGGAUGUCUACUUUCCUGAAGGAUCUGGCAUUAAGGUCAUUUCAGAACCUGGAAGCUACUAUGUAUCUUCUGCAUUCACUUUAGCAGUUAAUAUCAUUGCAAAGAAAGCUGUUGAAAAUGUUUCCUCUGGAGUAGGAAAAACCGGGAGUAAUGAACCAGCCUUUAUGUAUUACAUGAAUGAUGGUGUUUAUGGUUCUUUUGCAAGUAAAUUGUCUGAGAACUUGAAUACCAUCCCAGAGGUUCACAAGAAAUACAAGAAAGAUGCGCCUCUGUUUACAAGCAGCCUUUGGGGUCCAUCCUGUGAUGAGCUUGAUCAAAUUGUGGAAAACUGUCUUCUUCCUGAGCUGAAUGUGGGAGAUUGGCUGAUCUUUGAUAAUAUGGGAGCAGAUACUCUCCAUGAGCCGUCUGCUUUUAAUGAUUUUCAGAGGCCAACUAUUUAUUACAUGAUGUCAUUCAGUGAUUGGUAUGAAAUGCAAGAUGCUGGAAUUACUUCAGACACAAUGAUGAAGAACUUCUUCUUUGUGCCUUCUUGCAUUCAGCUGAGCCAAGACGACAGCACCUUUUCCACUGAAGCUUAAAACAGGCAUUAACGCUUCCUUUUAGACCUGAAGUUGCAAGUUAAGCUUGUCUGGUCAACAUUCCAGUGUGGAAGAAAAAUUGAACAAUCUUAACUAUUCACUCUCCAAAACUUGAAAGAAAUUAGUAAUAAUAGCUAAUUGGGACCAGGCAAAACCAGCUUACAACUACAAUUCUUUGGGGUGAGGUGGGAAUUAGAUAAUGUGUCCAGAUUUAAACUUACCAGUUGUCCAACCCCUAAGCGUUUAAAAUAAAAUAUGCAACAAAAUGGAUGACUUAGUGGAGAUGGAAGCCCAUCACUUGGGUUCCCCAUUAUAAACCGUUUACAUACAAGUACACAGUUUUUAUACUAAGGAUUCCUGUUAGAAAGUCUUGUAAAGUUAUUGUCUUUCGCCCAGAUAUAUCAAAUGUCAGUGGAAGACCAGUGUGACUUCAUUUAGAUAUGUUUAGUGUAUUUAGAAUGUGUAAAUUUGUGCUUUGAACUGUAGUUUAAUAAAUGUAAAAUUGCAUCAUAGUAUUUGUUGUAUUUGACCUGACGUAACCCUUGUAUGAUUGCAAUAAAAUUUUGUGUAGAUUUUACUGUUUUUUCAGGCUAAAACUUUGGGAAAGGGGCUAGUUAGCAAAGGUAGUUUUGAAAUAGAUGUGUAUAUGACUGUUUUGAAAGUUAUUUUUCUUUAGCCCAUUAUUUCAAGUUUAGUUUGGCAGUACUUUAAUUUUUUUUCAAUUAUUUAAGUUUUCAAUAAUUUAAGUAAAAUAAGUUUGAUAAAUCAUUGUGAAUUUCAGAUUCUUUACUGGAAAGUUGACAUGUAGUUUGCAAUGUUUAUUAAACAUAGUAUGUUUUCUUUAACAAUUCUAACACCAAAAAUGUUUAAAAAAAAAAAAAAAAACCUGCAAGCCCAACAGUAAUAAAUAGACAUCUGUAUAUAGAUACAAUGCAUGUAGUAUUUUAGACAUAAAAUUACAAGUUUAUUGGCCAAAAUGGUAAUUUAUGCUAAAUAACAGAAUAGAUGGGGGGGAUAAAUUGCAAAUAGUUACGCAUAUCAGUAAAAAGAAGGGCUAUAUCCAUCUUCAAAAACCUUGAUGCUCUUUUGCACUGGAUAUUUAAAUUUUUUAAUUGCAGGAAAGCACACUAUUAAGUUUUUCAACCGUGGUAAUUAGAAAAAGAAAUUUUAAGCUGUUCUCUUAAUUCUUUGUUACUUUGAGUUCAGUUCGCAUUAUUCUUUUAAUUCUUGUACUAAUUUGGUUGGGGUUUUUGUUUGUUCUUAGCCUGACAAUGUUUAGUCAGGAUUUGUAAUGUUCAUUGCUAAUGUUAUUAAUAAUUUUAGCUUUCAGAAUUGAAAUAGUAAUGAAAUAAGGAUCAUUGUUCCUAACUUAGCUUUUGCUCAGGUGUGGAAUUUCUGCCUCCCAAGUGGAAAUAUAACUUCACAUUGGUGCCAAUUGACAGAAAAUCUUAACCUGUAUUUUUGAGUUAGGAAUAUUUAAUACAGAGCUGGUUUUUACAUGUGUGCUGAAUUCAAAGCAGAAAGAAAUUGAUCAUGUUUCUCUCAAAAUUUCAACCUUUGAAACCAAUAGGGUGCACUCAUUGCUUGAUAUUUUGUGAUUUAAUGAAUGCCUAUUUGAACUUAAUAUUGGGGCUACUAAAAUUUAGGAUCCUAGCAUGCUGGUAUGUCAUCUUAAUUGUAUUUGUGGGGCUAGCCAAGGCUAAAUGUAGGGUUUUAUGCAAAAUUCUAAAUUCUAAACUUACCAUGCAAUAUCCUUGGAACUCUGAGAGAUGCAGGAAUUGCUUCCCUACCUCCUUUACAUGUCAUGCUUGUUUGUGGCCCCAAAAUGCCAAACUUGUGCAACUUUGAGCUUAUUGAUCACUUAUGAUAGCUUCUAAAUUUCACAGCCUAUCAAUUUUGCUGUGAAGUCUGUAGAAGAUUGUUUUAUGUGAAAAUGAAAAACAGCUCAGAGCUGUAUCACCUUUGUAAAUGAUAUGGUAGUAACUUCAGGAGAUGUCUGUAUUGUAUUUGAAGACUGUUUGCCAUAAAAAUUGAAGUUUUGAACCUAUGUAUUUCAAUUUGAUAUGCUAAAAAGUACUGAAUUAAUGUUACUAUCCUUUCUGUUUACAAUAUUGUGUAAUCAAUCCAAAAUUUAACUGAAUAUAAAAACAUGAUUUCUAUAUAGUAAAUUGAACUGUAAAGGUAACCUGUGUGUGAUUCUAAAUACACACUCUAAAGUUUUUUUUUUUUCAGUCACCUUUAAAUCCUAAUGCUUUUUAAUGUGAAGUUGAAGUUUUAAACUAUCAGUCUUGGUAUGUUUAAUUGCAAUUAGCAUUCUCAUUCAUUUGUUAUUUAAAGAGAUAUGACUAGUUUAAGCUGACAAAGUACUUUAAGAUCGGAAGAAAAAAAUGAAUGUUUUGAAAAUAAUCAAAUAAAAUCCUGCGUGCAAUAAUUUAGAGAUUUCCUAGGGCCACAUAAAUUGUCACCACAUGCA
This is a messenger RNA of Sarcophilus harrisii (Tasmanian devil), 5053 nucleotides long. RefSeq names its product antizyme inhibitor 1 (gene AZIN1). Gene Ontology annotation, biological process: positive regulation of polyamine transmembrane transport; negative regulation of protein catabolic process. The coding region runs from base 1237 to 2580 and encodes 447 amino acids. Lineage: Eukaryota; Metazoa; Chordata; Mammalia; Dasyuromorphia; Dasyuridae. Gene Ontology annotation, molecular function: ornithine decarboxylase activity; ornithine decarboxylase activator activity. The record is from RefSeq and is a predicted model, not a curated record. The transcript has 13 exons. Gene Ontology annotation, cellular component: cytoplasm.